AGAGAAGUAUGUGCUACACUCUUUUUUUUUUUUCAGAGGAGGAACUUAUUCCUCCUCUGAAAACCCUGGCUCCUUUUACUACGUGGUGGAGAUUAAACACUACAAUGAGCUCUUGACAUGCUUAUUUCUGCAGCUAUCACUUAGCGGGCAGAGUCAAUAAGACACCCAAGCAUCUCUCGGAUGCUUAUUUCCUAGAUGUGCUUUCAUUUUACCUCACUACAUUCUUUGCAUGUGCAUGCCCGUUUAACUUUUGAGAAUUUCAUAUCUGAGUACUGUAUUUACAUCACCCUCAGGAGUGACUUCCACCUUUGCACUUUCUUCAUGAUGUCAUUAUCUGUUAUAUUUGGAAAUUAUUUAGGCAUUUCUUCAGUGCUCCUACUCAUAUCCUGAACCAUAUACUUGCAAGGAACAGAUUGUUGGGUAAGGUCUGAUAUUCAAUAAGAAUGUUUUUUUUUCUGUAGUUUUACUAUGGAUACUGAAAAUGUCUCUUUAUCUCUUGUUUUCUCUAUUUGAGUUGGCUAAUUCUUCAAAUACUUAGGGAAAGUGAGGUGGAAACAUCUGAGUUUUCGUAGAAAAUAUUCCCCCCCCCCCCAAUAACUUGCUAGCUUGGGGACCCAAUGAAUAAGGUGGAGACAAAAAAUGAAGAAUAAACAGAUAGGAAGUUUGCAUCAAUUUACGUUUCCUGCAGUCUUCUUACGUGAAUAUUGGCUAGUGAGUUACCUUAAUAACUUCUUCUUCUUCAGCACAGGCACUCUGUAGAAACUCCACUGACAAAAAUCUCACUUGGUCAUGAUGUUUAUAAUGCCAUGGGAUUCUGUCUUGCAGCAUUGAUAAUUUCAAGCACCUGGAUACUAGAGCUUCCACAUAAAACCAUGGCUGAGCCCGGUGAUGACUCUCUGAGGAUCGUUCUGGUAGGGAAAACAGGAAGUGGAAAGAGCGCCACAGCAAACACCAUCCUCGGGCAAAAGAAGUUUGAUUCUAGAAUCUCAUCCCAUGCUGUCACCAAGAAAUGUCAGAAAGCAUUCUGCAGGUGGAAUGAGAGAGACCUCCUGGUUGUUGACACCCCAGGGCUUUUCGACACCAAGGAAAAACUGGAAACCACCUGCAUUGAAAUCAGCCGGUGUGUCCUUCAGUCCUGCCCUGGUCCUCACGCCAUCAUUCUGGUUCUGCAACUGAACCGCUUCACGCUGGAAGAGCAAGAAACUGUUAUUAGGAUCAAGGCUAUCUUUGGGGAGGCAGUCAUGAAGUACAUGAUUGUCUUGUUCACCCGCAAAGACAAUCUGGAGGACCAGAGCUUAAACGACUUCAUUGCCGACUCACAUACAAACCUAAAAAGCAUCAUCAAGGAGUGUGACCACCGCUGCCUGGCCAUCGAUAACAAAGCAGAGAGGGCCGAGAAGGAAAUGCAGGUGCAGGAGCUGAUGGGGCUUAUAGAAACCCUGGUACAGAACAAUGGCGGGCUCUACUUCUCCGAUCCCAUAUACAAGAACGCAGAGCAAAGGCUGAAGAACCAAGUGGAGAUUCUGAGGAAAAUUUACACUAAUCAACCAGAGAAGGAGAUUAGAAUAGUGGAGAAGGACUAUGCCCUCGGGAAACUUAGUCCUCAGGAAAGAGAGGAAAGAAUAAAAUCUAUUAGGGAAAAUUAUGACCUGAAGAUAAGAAACCUACGUGAAGAAGCAGAGAUUAGCAUAUUCAGCCAGAUUGUUGAAGAAGUUAAGAAAAUUCUUUCGAAAAUAUGGCAUUUUUUUCAUAAGUAGUCUGUACUUUUAAAAUUUAUUCUGAGCAUUUUUCCAUCUCACUCCCUACCACCCUCCCUGCUGGCCCUUUCCUACAGCCACUGGCAGAUUUAAGAGAUAGCAGAACCAGGAAUCCAGUGUACCAGAGUCAGGAGUCGGUGUCCAGCUCCAAGGCUGGGUCAUACUCAAUGCUCAGCUCCCUAUCCUAGCUUGUCCUGGCUUUCCCACUAUGAUGGACUGAAAUGCCUCUGUAACCUUGAGCCCCAAUAAACACUGCUUCCCUUAA
This is a messenger RNA of Grammomys surdaster, 2022 nucleotides long. Its product is annotated as GTPase IMAP family member 7-like. Lineage: Eukaryota; Metazoa; Chordata; Mammalia; Rodentia; Muridae. Gene Ontology annotation, molecular function: GTP binding. The transcript is spliced from 2 exons. The coding region runs from base 807 to 1757 and encodes 316 amino acids. The record is from RefSeq and is a predicted model, not a curated record.